Messenger RNA from Humulus lupulus (European hop), 3185 nucleotides. RefSeq names its product potassium transporter 8-like. Gene Ontology annotation, cellular component: membrane. NCBI's taxonomy places the organism in Eukaryota, Viridiplantae, Streptophyta, Magnoliopsida, Rosales, Cannabaceae. Gene Ontology annotation, molecular function: potassium ion transmembrane transporter activity. The coding region runs from base 707 to 3034 and encodes 775 amino acids. The record is from RefSeq and is a predicted model, not a curated record. Gene Ontology annotation, biological process: potassium ion transmembrane transport. The transcript is spliced from 8 exons.
UAGAGUUGAAGUUAGAUAAUUGUGUCAGUCAGACCCCUCCCAAAAAAAAAAGCAAUAAUUAAAAGGUUGUGUUCAGAGGUUAACUGUUGGAAGAUAAAAGAAUUUCAGGAGUCAUUGCAUGCUUGCUUAUAUAAUACAGAGCAUUUUUCCAUUCUAUAAUUUUGUUCUCUUGUUCUUCUUCUUCUUCUUCUUCUUUUUUCUCAUUCUCUCCAAGAUAGAAAAAAAAAUGCUAAGUGGAUGUGGUGAAGAAAGAUAACCAUCUUUCAAUAUAUUCUAUUAAGAAUCUUUACUAAACAAAGCAGCAAUAGCAGCAAGGGACACCAAACCAAAACCAAAAUCAAAACCCUCGAUUAUUGAAAGAUCAACAACACCUUCUCUCUCUUACCUAUAUCAGAAUAAUCUAUUCUCCAACUCCAAUUCUAAUAAACAGCUCUUUUCUGGAACAUCCACUAUUUCAGUAUUCUUUUUUGUGUUUUCGUGUUUGUAUUUGGUUUGUCUGCAUUGGUGGGUCGUGAACUACUUUUCUACUCAUAAAAAUAAGAAUAAAAUAAUCAUUUUUUAGAAAGAAAAAAAAAAAAGAUAAGUCCUUUGUCAAAACUGCCUUUUUUUUUCCUGAACACUUGAUAUAACUGGGGAGGGUGUUCUUCAUCUGGGUCAUCUUCAAACUUCUCCAAAAUGGUUUUCCUUGAUUAUUAGUUAGCCAACCAUGGAUCUGGAGAGUGUGAUCGGUAUCCAUCCCAUCAAGAAGGAUUCAUGGAAAACAGUACUAACUUUGGCAUAUCAGAGCUUGGGAGUUGUCUAUGGAGAUUUAAGUACUUCCCCUUUGUACGUUUACAAAAGCACUUUCGCUGAGGACAUUCAACACUCGGAUACUAAUGAAGAAAUUUAUGGGGUUCUCUCUUUUGUGUUCUGGACACUGACUCUUAUACCACUGGUGAAAUAUGUGUUUAUUGUGCUUAGAGCUAAUGACAAUGGCGAAGGUGGGACUUUUGCUCUCUACUCUUUGCUUUGCCGCCAUGCCCGAGUUAGCUCCUUGCCCAAUUGCCAGGAGGCUGACCAAGAGCUUUCUGAGUACACCAAAGAUGGGGUCGUCUCUCCUGCUAAGACUGCUGCUGGUUUGACUCUGAAAUCGACAUUGGAGAAGUAUAGAGUGUUGCAGACGGUCUUGCUGGUUCUGGCUCUGAUUGGGACUUGUAUGGUUAUUGGGGAUGGUGUUCUCACACCUGCAAUAUCAGUAUUCUCAGCUGUUUCGGGUCUAGAGCUUUCCAUGCAUAAAGAACAGCAUCGCUAUGUUGAAGUCCCAGUUGCUUGUGCCAUACUAAUAUUCUUGUUUGCCUUACAACAUUAUGGGACCCAUCGAGUUGGAUUUCUGUUUGCGCCAAUUGUAAUUACAUGGCUUUUGUGCAUCAGUGCCAUUGGCGUGUAUAAUAUCAUUCAUUGGAAUCCCCAUGUCUACCAAGCACUAUCUCCAUACUACAUGUACAAAUUUUUAAAGAAGACACAAAGAGGAGGUUGGAUGUCAUUGGGUGGAAUAUUGUUGUGUAUAACAGGAUCGGAAGCCAUGUUUGCUGAUCUGGGACAUUUCUCACAACUUUCAAUCCAGAUUGCUUUUACAUUUGUGGUUUACCCUUCCUUGAUUCUAGCAUACAUGGGACAAGCUGCUUAUCUUUCCAUGCAUCAUGAUUUAGAAACUGAUUACCGGAUUGGUUUCUAUGUAUCUGUUCCUGAGAAAAUAAGGUGGCCUGUACUGGCUAUAGCCAUUCUGGCGGCAGUGGUGGGAAGCCAAGCUGUAAUCACUGGGACUUUUUCGAUAAUAAAACAGUGUUCAGCCUUGGGCUGCUUUCCAAAGGUGAAAAUAGUCCACACAUCGUCUAAAGUACAUGGCCAGAUUUACAUUCCGGAGAUAAACUGGACUCUAAUGUUAUUAUGCUUGAGCGUGACUAUUGGUUUUAGAGACACAAAACGCAUGGGCAAUGCAUCAGGUCUUGCAGUUAUUACUGUCAUGCUGGUAACAACCUGCCUGAUGUCUCUAGUUAUGGUCUUGUGCUGGCACAAAAGUAUCUUCCUGGCCAUUUGCUUUAUUUUCUUCUUUGGAUCCAUUGAAGCACUCUACUUCUCAGCAUCUCUGAUCAAGUUUCGGGAAGGAGCCUGGGUCCCAGUUGCACUCUCACUCAUCUUCCUCAUUGUCAUGUAUGUUUGGCACUAUGGAACACAGAAAAAGUACGAGUCUGAUGUUCAAAAUAAGGUCUCCAUCAACUGGCUUCUUGGUCUGGGCCCAAAUUUAGGGAUAGUUAGAGUAAGGGGAAUAGGCCUAAUACAUACUGAGCUGGUGUCUGGUAUCCCAGCAGUAUUUUCUCACUUUGUGACCAACCUCCCAGCUUUCCACCAGGUUGUUGUAUUCCUCUGUGUCAAGUCUGUUCCAGUUCCUCAUGUUAGACCUGAAGAAAGGUUCCUAGUGGGAAGAGUUGGUCCAAAGGAGUACCGACUGUACAGAUGCAUAGCACGCUAUGGUUACCAUGACAUACACAAGGAUGACUUAGAAUUCGAAAAGGAUCUUGUUCGAAGCAUUGCCGAAUUUAUCCGGUCAGAGAGACCAGAAUGUGACAUGAGAUCAGAAGAGUUAGAAAGUGAUGAGAAAAUGACAGUUGUUGGAACUGCAUCAUCUAACUUAAAAGGCAUUAGACUUUCAGAAGAUGGAGGAGAUUCUUCGGGGAAGGCGGGGACAUCAGAGUUGCAGGAGAUAAGGUCUCCAAAGAGGGUGAGGAAGAGAGUAAGGUUUGUGCUGCCAGAGAGUCCAAGGAUUGACAGGGAAACUCAAAAGGAGUUGCAGGAACUGAUGGAAGCUAGGGAAGCAGGAAUGGCAUUUAUAUUAGGACAUUCCUAUGUGAGAGCAAAGAGUGGAUCCGGUUUCAUGAAAAGAUUAGUGAUCAAUAUUGGUUAUGAUUUCUUGAGAAGAAAUUUUAGGGGACCAAGCUAUGCUUUAAGCUUCCCCCACGCAUCAACUCUUGAAGUGGGAAUGGUCUACCAUGUGUAAACUCAGUAUAUAUAUAGCUUUUUCUGCCUGAUGGCUUAUAUUUUUGUCUAUCUCUCUCUCUCUCUUUGGGAAGUUUUGCUGCUGAAGUCAUAUUAUUGUAUAUGGUGAAUAUGAAUACAUGAUAGAUGAAAAUGCAUUUUGUAUUACUGUA